Messenger RNA from Symbiodinium natans, 2880 nucleotides. NCBI's taxonomy places the organism in Eukaryota, Dinophyceae, Suessiales, Symbiodiniaceae. The record is from the annotation of a GenBank genome assembly.
AUGCUGAAGCGGCGCGUUGCAUGGAAACAAACAACACGUUCUGCCACUUUCUCCGCCGAGCUUCGCCGGAUGCAAAACAAGGACCUUGAGACAGAAGAGUUCCAAAACAAUGUGGGCGAUCUGUUGUCCAGCAUACCGGAAUUGCAAGCUCCUAUCUCCGACUCGGCCUUCUACCUGUCCUACUACUACGACGUGGCGCGCGCGCCGUCACUGCUUGACGGCCUACGGCGCCUGCUGUCUGAUGACCGUAGCGAGGCGCCCGAGGUCGUCAACGCCCUGCAGAAGUUUAACGUGGCGCCGGAGCUUUUUGCUGCGUCGCUGCAUCGCCUCGGCCUUGGGCCGAGCGCCUUUGGCGCCUACGUCUGGGUCUUGAUCAGCUUCAAUGGAGCGGGUUGUGCAGCGCUGGUGUUCACAGCCUUCCUCAUGGGGGGUGGCUUCUCCGGUCUAGUCUGCGGCUCACUGUACGCGGCGCUAUGCUUCGGUGGGACGCAGGCUGGCACAAGAUUGGGGGGUGCCAGCAUGGCCUUGCGCGAGCACUGGGGCGUGCCGGCGCUCUUGCUGCAGAACCUCUUCCUUUCGGCACUUGUACUGCAGCCUGGCGCUGCAGGUCUCAGGCAUCGAUGGCUUCGCUUGAUGCUCGCAGCAGGAACCGCCAUCCUAGAGUUGUCCUGGCAGUUUGCGCCGUUCCUCUUGCUCCUUCAGCUCCUGGCGGCGUUGGGAGCACACGUCCUUGGCGCCCUGCCACGGACCCGCCUGGGAGAGAUCGCCUUGGCACAAGUGCUUGGCACGGCUGUCACACUGGCGGUGUCCUUUGGCAACAGGAUGCUGCUCUGCUCGCCGUUUCUCGCUUUGGCCGCGAGUACCAGCGUGGUCUGCCUCACGCCACUGCCCUCCUUCCUGCAGACAGGCUCCAGGGUGGCCGCGGGACCUCAUGUGAUCGAGGCGGUAUGGGUGCUUCUGGCGGCCCUGCUCCUCGGUGCCGCCACGCACCAAUCCCUGGCAGUUCUUGCCGCCAAUGAGGAGGACAGGCACAUUCUGCAGCUCCUCGCGCAGAAGUUGGGCUUGUCACCGCCGGAGGCAUCCUUCGACGCAUUUCUCUACUUGCAGGCCCCAGAGUUUCAGUUCCUGACCACGGGCCACGUCAUGGAGGCUGCAGCCUCUGGUGCGCUUCCGAGCGCGGCAGUGUCUGCGGUGCUGUUGCUCAUUGGAGUGGCUCGCUCUCGCCUGUGUUCCCGCUCAGAACUGUGCCGGGAGGAAGCAGCGUGGAUCCUCCAGGCGCUCUUCGCCGUGGCGCUGUGCCUCCUUGCCUUCCUCGUGAGCCGUCUGCGCGUGCUGGCAGCGCCUCUGCUGGCGCUCGUCGGAGCUCUGUGCGCGUCUCCCGCGCUUCUGGGCUUCGCAAUUGGCCGCCGCCUGUGGCUGCUGCCGCUUGGUCUUCAGGCCCUCCUCGUGGUGGCGCCGCUCUGGUACAGUAACGUCCUCGACCGGGUGAAGGAGGUCGGACCCCUCGGGGAAGAUGGUGACAUGCGCGAUCUUGUCGCCUGGGCCAACAGCUCACUGCCACCAUCGGCGCUGCUCCUCGCGGACAUGACUCUGGCCGCGAAACUGCGACUGACCUGCCCGCAGAUCCGUGUUGGAAACCACCCGCAAUACGAGAGCCUGACGUCCCGGAAGCGGAAUCGGGAUUACUACAGGACCUUUACCUGUGCAUCACCCGCAACGGUGCACCAGGUGAUUGCUCCGUACGGCGUCACGCACCUCGUGCUGAACGCCAACGCUUGCCGGGCGCGUGUGGGCAAGCUCGACGCUUUUGUCGACGAGUCUGACCGCUGCGGGGCAGCCAAAGGAGCUGCGCUUCUGCGGCGAAGCUUCUGCUCUGGUGGCUUCACGGCUGGCGCAGGCUUGUUCGAGGUGGUGUAUUGGAACGCAAUCUACAUUGUUCUGCGUGUGGGGGCCGCGGGCGGCAGAAAAGCCUCCCAGCCUGUAGACCUGCUUCAGGUCACCGGCACUUUGGCAGCUCGGGGCCUGGCACAGGCCGCCUACAGAUGGAAAGGUGGCCUGCAGGCCUCCGAGCAUCAGCUGCAACGGGCACUGGAGCUGGCGCCCGAAGAUCCACUCGUAGUGCUCGCGGCCGCCACGGCAUCCGGCCGCCCAAGCUGGGACGAGCUGGCUCGAGCUGCAGACCUGGCAGCAGGCGCGCCGCUGGCGGAGCGCGCGCCGAGGGUCAGUGAGAACCCUGCGGCACUGUUCCAGGUCUACCUGUCCUUCAAGGGCCUGCUGAACCAAAGGGGCCCACAGGCUGCCAAGCGCCUGGCGAACCUGGCCAAAGCAUUGGCGCCGUACCUCGAGGCAACUUACAACAGCUUCGACCUCUGCGACAUCGCUGGAUGGCUCAAGGACUGGGGAGAAACGGCCCUGGCGCGCAAGCUCUGGCGUCGCGCGGCGCGUGACCCUUUCGACGCCUGCGUGAGAGAGGACUGGGAGAAGUGGGAGGGCUCGCCACCCACCACCUUCGAGAUUUGGCGGGCCUUCUUCCGGCUUCAAGUGGAGCCGCAGACGCGGGAAAAGUGGCCCUCUGUUCAUGAGACCUACUGGGACCUGCUCCGGCAUCUCCAGAAAGAGCGGGUGGACGUGCACAAGGCCACCGACAAGACCUACAGCAAGAAGGUCACGUACUAUUGUCUGGCAUGUGUGAAACAACAGGAGGGCUUGGCGCUCCUGGGCAAGGAGCCUGCGCAGCCUGCACAGGAUGCGCAGGCAGAUAGGCAACACGGCAUGAAGACGGAGGCAACGUCUGAACGCGGUGCAUGUGAUGCCGUCGUGUUAGCCGGGGGCAGCAUCGGAGCCUAUCCGUCGAGAAGCCCAACACCCCAGUUGCAUUAG